This is a messenger RNA of Emiliania huxleyi CCMP1516, 690 nucleotides long. RefSeq lists its product as hypothetical. The record is from RefSeq and is a predicted model, not a curated record. The transcript has a single exon. NCBI's taxonomy places the organism in Eukaryota, Haptophyta, Isochrysidales, Noelaerhabdaceae. The annotation marks the transcript as partial.
AUGGAGUGGGGCAAGGCGCUGCGGAACGAGCCGGGCGAGUCGGUGCGCGUCGCAAAUCUCUACAAGGCGCAGCUGGAGGGGGCAGAACUCGAAAGGGCGCAGCUGCAGGGGGCAGAUCUCUACCAGGCGCAGCUGCAGGGGGCAGAUCUCGAAAGGGCGCAGCUGCAGGGGGCAUAUCUCCGCUGGGCGCAGCUGCAGGGGGCAUAUCUCCACGGGGCGCAGCUGCAGGGGUCAGAUCUCUUCGGGGCGAAGCUGCAGGGGGCAGAUCUCUACCAGGCGCAGCUGCAGGGGGCAGAUCUCGAAAGGGCGCAGCUGCAGGGGGCAUAUCUCCGCUGGGCGCAGCUGCAGGGGGCAUAUCUCCACGGGGCGCAGCUGCAGGGGUCAGAUCUCUUCGGGGCGAAGCUGCAGGGGGCAGAACUCCAAAGGGCACAGCUGCAGGGGGCAGAUCUCCACACGGCGCAGCUGCAGGGGGCAGAUCUCGAAAGGGCGCAGCUGCAGGGGGCAGAACUCGGGGGCGCCGACCUGCGCGGCGCCGACCUCACCGGCGCCAACCUCGCUGGCGCCAACCUGAAGAAUGCCGACUUGCGCGGCACAGUCCUCAUCGGCGUCAACCUCGAGAAGGCCGACCUCGAGGGCGCCAAACUGCAGGGCGCGAAGUUCGAGCGCGCCGUCCUCGCUGGCGUCAAGCUC